AUGAAUCUCAUCAUAUCUUCUGUCGCAGCUACGGCCCUGAUUUCCCUAAUCCUUGUAUUUAUUACAUUUUGACUCCCAUCACUCAACCCAGACAACGAAAAAUUAUCCCCAUAUGAAUGCGGCUUCGACCCUCUUGGAAAUGCACGUCUCCCAUUCUCCCUACGCUUCUUCCUCGUAGCUAUCUUAUUCCUACUAUUUGACCUAGAAAUUGCCCUCCUUCUCCCUCUACCCUGAGGAAACCAAUUAUUAUCUCCGCUCCAUACACUAUUUUGAGCAAUAACCAUCUUAAUUCUGCUCACCCUGGGCCUUAUUUAUGAAUGACUUCAAGGAGGAUUAGAGUGAGCAGAAUAG
Messenger RNA from Carcharodon carcharias (great white shark), 351 nucleotides. The record is from the annotation of a RefSeq genome assembly. Lineage: Eukaryota; Metazoa; Chordata; Chondrichthyes; Lamniformes; Lamnidae.